Messenger RNA from Mercenaria mercenaria, 463 nucleotides. RefSeq lists its product as uncharacterized. The record is from RefSeq and is a predicted model, not a curated record. The transcript is spliced from 3 exons. NCBI's taxonomy places the organism in Eukaryota, Metazoa, Mollusca, Bivalvia, Venerida, Veneridae. Bases 2 to 361 code for a protein of 119 amino acids.
UAUGUUAUUAUAUUUUAUACAGAACCCGAUAUUGUUCAUGAUGAAGACAUUGAGAAAAGCUGUCUCGGACUUGAAUACCAGCAUGUUUCGAAGAUUUUUAAGUGGAAACGGUGCAGCGAGUAUUUGCGACCGCUCUGUGCAUACUUUGAUUCGGAGACAAACAUUGACAACAGACAUUAUCGCUGGGAGGCGGCUUCUAACGAGUGUUUCAAGAGACAAACCAUACCUACAUCGUAUGAAACUGCUGAGCAGUUUAAGACGGUGCUUACUGGAAUAUACUGGACAGGGACUAUUAGAAGUCAAGGCAUUUAUAGUCAUGGUUUGCGUGAAACACACGGCCGGGUUCUGUAUGGCUAUUUGACUAAGAACACCAAUAACAUGAAUGUUGUUACCUUUACAAAGGAGAACAAAAAACUAAAAGGUCUUUGCCAAAUGAAAGAGUCUGGUCACAAAACGAGCGAAG